GCCGGCCUGUUCAUUCAAGUGCACAACCUUGCGGUACAGCAUUUGGCAGAGCUGUUCCCAUCAUACGGCAUUUGCGCCUACUUCGAUCAACGAUGCCUCUCAAUUUCGUUCGAGGUGGGAGUUCCAUCUUCCGACAUCUCCAGUCUCGCACCGGCCGCGUUCCCGUUAUCACGAGCUAUGCCAGAAACGUCUACUUAGUUGCCAACAAUCGCUUUGCAAACCUGAGUGCUGGGAACGGUCAUUCUCGAAGCAUUCUAUUUGGCAGUUUAAGAAAUUCUUACGCGACCGCCGCUGGCCGUCCGAAAGCCCACACCGGGAAGGCAAAGGCGAAGAAAACCCCCGCCUCAGGCGAUGCCAAGAAAGCAAGCAAACCCAGAAAGAAGCGCGAAUUGACACCAGAGCAGGAGGAGAAACGAAAGGAGAAUGAGCGGAAGGCAGAGAUUAGACGCUUGAAGACUCUUGUCCUUGUCCCUCCAAAGAAAGGACCAACCAAUGCCUAUACCGUGGCUAUCCAGGAUAAGCUGCCUGAGAAGAUACGGACCUACGGAACCCUUUCAGAAGCCUUUAAAGCAGCCUCUCGAGAAGCAAAAGCACUGUCAUCAUAUGAGCAGCAGAAAUACACUGCUGUUGCGGAUGAAAAUGCUGCCAAGUACGCAGCCAAGUACGAGGAGUUUAUCAAAUCGCACACCCCUCUUCAAAUUAAAGAGGCCAAUGCAGCAAGGCGUAAACUUGCGAAACUCAAGGGCACAAAAGCCCGUAUCCUCCAUGAUGAACGACAGGUGAAGACACCUCGUAAUGCCUUUACUUUCUUCUUGACGGAGAAGGGUGCUGUAAAAGAGAAAUUCGCCUCUCUGGCAGAAGAAUGGAAGAGCGCUUCCGAUACGGAGAAAGAGAAAUACAUAAAACUUCAAGAGGAGGACAAGCAGCGUUACAUCAGAGAAUAUAAAGAAGCAUACGGUGUAGAACCAGGGCUAGCCAAGCGGGAACAUUCCGAGUAGGUAACCGCGCAAAGAACCUUUUAAGGGAAAUAUAUCUUAUGGGCCUUCCUGGAGAGGCUGUCUUCUGAAUGGAUUGCUUUUGCUUACUUGAUGUACUGGGACAGGGUUGCGUGACUUCCUUAACCUUUCUUUUGUAUGUGAAGAAUGGACCUUUUGCAAAUUUCGACGGUGUCGGAUCAUGUAUUUUUAGUGUCUCAAUGGGUCUAUUCCCAAUUCUACAUACGAUGUGAUGUGUCUUUGCCCUUUGUUAGUCUCCAGGAAUUGGAAAAUAGCAACGGAGUCUUUCGGGGCGCAUUAAAUAAAAUAUGAUACCCCAUCACGCUGAUGCAGCAGCAUUGAACUUGGCAGAUUGCAAGAGAAAAAAGUCACCGAGUUUCUUGCUUGUAUGAAACCUACUGUAAAAUCCCUGUAAGGGACCAUUCUAAUACAGUGAAAAUC
Monascus purpureus is the source of this 1436-nucleotide messenger RNA. NCBI's taxonomy places the organism in Eukaryota, Fungi, Ascomycota, Eurotiomycetes, Eurotiales, Aspergillaceae. The record is from the annotation of a GenBank genome assembly.